CCCAUCAUGCCACACAAACUUUGCACUCUCUCUCUUCUCCUUCCUCUUCUUCUUCUUGACAGACAGUUUUAGUUUGCAGUCUGAGAAGAAGCAAAGCAAAAUCCAUGGCGACUUGUCUAAGUCUGACCUAUCUUCCUCAGUUUCCAAACUCAGUUUCUCACUCUUUCCCAUUUUCUUCUUCUUCAAUCAGAUGCCUUUCUUCAACCAAAAUUCACACUGUCAGGAACCCAAAAGCUCGCACUUUCCACUCAUUGAUACGACACCGUUCGAGUUUGAGGAAUACCCAUCAUAGGAAAAGCUUUACUUUGAGGUCUGCUGUGGAUGAUGUCUCUGUUAUUGACCCUCCUCCGCCACCACCUCCUUCAUCGCCUCCCAAUCCUGAGCUUGUAGCCUCGUUGAAGCUCAAGCUAUUUAGUGCUGUUUCCGGACUAAAUAGAGGUCUUGCAGCAAGCGAAGAUGAUGUACGAAAGGCAGAGGCCGCUGCCAAGGAGGUUGAAGAAGUUGGAGGACGAGUUGAUCUCUCAACUGAUCUUGACCAACUGCAAGGAAGAUGGAAACUGAUAUACAGCAGUGCAUUUUCAGGUAAAACAUUAGGUGGGAGCCGUCCUGGACCUCCCACUGGAAGGUUACUCCCUAUAACUCUUGGCCAGGUAUUUCAACGGAUCGACAUUGUAAGCAAGGAUUUUGAUAACAUAGUGGAGCUUGAAUUAGGUACUCCAUGGCCACUUCCACAGAUUGAAGUGACUGCUACCUUAGCCCACAAAUUUGAACUCAUAGGACUGGCAACUAUUAAAAUAUCGUUCGAAAAAACCACUGUAAAGACUACUGGGAACUUAUCACAACUUCCACCGCUAGAACUACCCCGACUCCCUGAUGGAUUAAGGCCUCCAUCCGAUACAAGAAGUGGUGAAUUUGAAGUUACAUAUAUUGACAGCGAUACCCGCAUCACAAGAGGAGAUAGAGGAGAGCUAAGGGUUUUUGUGAUUUCCUGAUUCUUCUUGGUAUUGUAUAGAUUUUCUUUCUGAAAGUUCACUGUUCCAUCAGAAAGUUCUAGUGUCAAUUUUUUCUGUCCUUUGCUGUUGCUUCAAUGUUAUAUUGGUUUCCAUCUUUUUUUUUCUUUUUGGUAAAUAUAUUGGUUUUCCAUCUUGUUAUAACCUAGAGAUGGAAAGGGAACUGUGUACGAAACAUGAUGUCCAUUGAUAGAACAAGAUUUGUAUACUUGUAAAUUUUCAAUGCAUAUACUGAAUAUUCUAUCA
Messenger RNA from Ziziphus jujuba (common jujube), 1256 nucleotides. Its product is annotated as plastid-lipid-associated protein 6, chloroplastic. Lineage: Eukaryota; Viridiplantae; Streptophyta; Magnoliopsida; Rosales; Rhamnaceae. The coding region runs from base 105 to 992 and encodes 295 amino acids. The record is from RefSeq and is a predicted model, not a curated record. The transcript is spliced from 4 exons.